AUGUCCGCGUCGGACAGUCUAUACUGUCUGAUGGGGAGUGCUGGGUCCUCAUGGAAUCGCCGGCUGCAACGACAACGAUUUCCUUCUCCUGCGAACCAGCGCAAAACACCGCCUACUCCUGACCAACACCUGCCUGCCGACGAGGAAGAAGGAGAUCCGGAUGCACUCGCGAUCGCUGCGCCAUCGGCUGCUGGACUACGUCCUCGUCCGGAGGUGAGGUCGUUAGGACGUAACGGUGACCAAGACGAUCUGCGACGCCGGCGGAUGGACAGAUCGUCGCCUGGUCAUCUUCAGGAUGAGGCUCCGACUACAGUCUCGCCGAAAACCACAGGGUAAGCGACCAUCAGGUAAGUUAAGUGCCAUUUCUUGAAUAUGUCUGCGUAUCGCUUCGACUUCAGAAAUCAACCGGCUCAGCGGUUGGAAGAAGUGCACGUUGCGUCGACGAUACUAUCGUGAAGACACGGCGACGCCAACCGUGAAAGUCAUGCCCUCCAUCGCCCUGGACGUCCUCGGUCGUCCAUGCCAUCGAAAUCAAGAUUGGUUCGAGGAGGACGACGAGGAAAUCUGCAAUCCGUUUGCCAAGAAUACGCUGUACAAAGCCUACGUCAACCACGGAACCGCUGUAAACAACGCUGAAUUCACCGGAUGUCGCCGCCUGGUGCAAAAGCGACCUUGGGAGAUGAAAGACGCCUGGAUGGAUCGCAAAGCCGAAGAACUACAAGCAAACUCGGACUGCAAUGAAACGAAGAAUAUUUUCGCCCCCAUCAAGGCAGUCUACAGACCAUGCACCAAGGGAACGAAGCCCCUGCACAGCUCCAACACGCCAAGGUUUCUUACAGAGAAAUCGGAAAUUCGAAAACUCUGGACUGACCACUUCUGAAGUGCCCCUAAUCGGCUUUCUACAAUCUCCGACGAUGGCAACAACAGACUCCUUCAAGUGAAAAGGAAUGACGACUUGCACCUCUCCUCAUCCUCCUCCUCCUCCUCCUCCUCUUCCUUCAAGGAAACAGACUCGUGCACUAGCUAUCCAGAGGGGAAGCACCGGAAUCCGGCGACAUUUCGGCUAGUCCACAAGCAUGGAGGCUUCCGAGCCAUGGACAAACUUGCAACGACGAUUCAGAAGAUGUGGCACCAAGGGCAAGUCCGUGGGAUUUCAAGGACGACUACUGUCGGCGGCCUGCUCUUCGCGGACGACUGCGCGGUCAACAGCGCGACAGAACCGGAUACGUGA
Messenger RNA from Spirometra erinaceieuropaei, 1231 nucleotides. The record is from the annotation of a GenBank genome assembly. Lineage: Eukaryota; Metazoa; Platyhelminthes; Cestoda; Diphyllobothriidea; Diphyllobothriidae.